AUGGUUUUGGGACGUCUCACACACUACGCCGUCGACGCCGUUCUCAUCUCUGCUUUCCUUGCAGGCGUCAAGAGAAGCACAGGUCUCACACCAACCAGUAUCAAAUCAUCCUCAAUUGGCGAGAGUAAGGAUAUUCAAAGCUGGGUCGACCGAUACCUCGGUGUCGGCGAAUGGGUCAUGGAUCAGUCGGUCGCCAUCAUGGGAAGUAGCAGCUUUUUUGAGCGGAGACGAUGA
Exophiala viscosa is the source of this 234-nucleotide messenger RNA. RefSeq lists its product as uncharacterized. The record is from RefSeq and is a predicted model, not a curated record. Gene Ontology annotation, cellular component: cytoplasm. NCBI's taxonomy places the organism in Eukaryota, Fungi, Ascomycota, Eurotiomycetes, Chaetothyriales, Herpotrichiellaceae. The transcript has 3 exons. The coding region runs from base 1 to 234 and encodes 77 amino acids.